Messenger RNA from Phaedon cochleariae (mustard beetle), 2077 nucleotides. The record is from the annotation of a GenBank genome assembly. Lineage: Eukaryota; Metazoa; Arthropoda; Insecta; Coleoptera; Chrysomelidae.
GUUCAGUCCUAUUAUUUAAAUUUUGAAUUUAUUGAUCACUGGGAAUUGGUAUAACCGGGAAUAACCAUAACCGUUCUGGCGAUCUCUGAAGUUGACAUUUCAGUUUCAGGCGUCACUUCAGUUCAGCUGUUUUUCUGUUUUUGGCGGUUAUCUAAACAAAAGGUUAUGAUGUUUGUGUAGGGUGCCUUUUUCUUGAUUACGAUGUAUGUGGACGAUAUAAAGCAGGAUUUUUAUGAAUUUUUAUCAGGAAAGAGAAUAUUUCUAAUAAUCCACUACGACAUCGACAGCAUAUGCGCUUGCAAAAUUCUCCAGUCCUUACUGAGAUACAAGCACAUAUUGUACACGCUUUCUGUGGUGAGGGGCAUUGAAGAUCUCAAAACGGCAUAUCGGGAAAAUUGCAAUGACGUGAAAUACUUCGUGCUGAUCAACUGUGGAGGAACCGUAGACAUAGUAGAAGAACUAGAGGCUGAAGAAGACAUCACUUUCUUCAUUUUAGAUAGCCACAGGCCCACAGAUUUGUGCAAUAUUUACAGUAAUGGACAAGUCAGGUUGUUGUCCACUGCUGAAGAAGAUGUUGCAGUACCUGAUUUUCAUGAUGUUUUUAAGGAAGAGUCUGAUGAGGAGGAUGAUGAAGAGGAAGUGGAUGAUAGUGAUGGUGAAACCAGAGCUGCUAAAAGAAGAAGGUUAGGGGAAGAGGAGAUUGUUAAGAGGAGGGAGAGAAGACUGUGGGAAGAUAAUCGCAAUAAGUUGUUAUUUGAGUAUUCCCAAUUCACAUAUUAUGCAAGAGCUAGUGCCAUUAGAAUAUUUGAUCUUGCCUGGAAGCUGAACAAAGACGACAAAGACCUACUUUGGCUGGCCAUAAUUGCUUUGACGGAACAAAUGCUUCUAGGCAAGAUAGAGGACUCCCAGUACACCUUAGAGGUGGGCCCCCUUCAGUCACAUGCCACUAGACUGCACAACAGAACCAAUGACACUGACGUACUGACAUCACUGAAAAUCACAUUCGAGAAAGACUUGAGACUCACCCUGUACAGACAUUGGUCGGUGGAAUCGAGUUUGAAGUACUCCAUGUUCCCGGCAGUGAAGAUGAAAUUGUGGUCGCUGAAGGGGGAUAAAAAGUUGAAUGAGUUACUGGCUGACAUGGGUUUUCCCCUCAUUCAAAGCAGACAGGCUUUCAAGAGCAUGGACUUACAAUUGAGGAAAGAAUUUCAUGAAUCUCUAGAAAAACUUUCUGAAAAAUACGGUCUUCAAGAUAUAGUUUAUGCAUCAUUUAUAUUACAAUAUGGAUACAGGAGUAAAUAUUGUGCUUCUGAUAUUGUUUUUGCCUUAAUGGCAAUACUGGAAUCAUCACCUAGAGAUAAGAAACCAGAAGAACUGUUCAAUCUUGCCUUGGAUUGCUUAUCAAGGUCUAAAAAGGAGGUUUUAGAUGGGGCUAUAGAAAGGGCAAAAGUGAUAGCCAAAACACUGUUCAAAACUGUCCAGAGUGCUUUGGAUAUGAAACAGAUCAUCAAUGCUGGGCCUUUUGUAUAUUACAUUAUACAAGAGGGAUGUUUGGAUUGGUACAUGUUCUCCCAUCAGCACAUUUUGUCACUGCUAUCGCAUUUUUUAUUGCGAGCAUAUGUUGCUAUGUCGAGAAAUCGCAAAGCCUCAACUCUACCUCUGAUAGUUUCGGCACCUAAGAAUAUAGAAACGGGUACAUGUAUCCUACUCGGAAUACCACCGUUGGGUGAAAACUCACCAAAGAAUUUUUUUGGGAAAGCAUUUGAACAGGCAGCAGAAAGAAUAAAUUGUGAUGCCACAUGUGAUUUUUUUGACACUUCAUAUUUUGAAAUUCAUACUAAAGACAGGACGAGGUUUUUUGAUGCAUUAACCGCCUUACUCAGUUGAUAUAUAAAAAAAAACUAUUUUAUGCAUAUAAUUUUCAACAAGUACAAAGUAGGUAAUGAAUGAGUUUUAAAAAAAUUGUUCCAUGUAAAUAUUUGUAGAGUAGUAUGUUAUUAUUUAUUGAAUUUUGUAUAUAUUUUUUCUACUGUCAAUUGUAUAUCGUAUGACCAAUGAAUUAAAAGCACAUAUUUUU